Molecule: messenger RNA, 5108 nt
Organism: Pogona vitticeps (central bearded dragon)
Lineage: Eukaryota; Metazoa; Chordata; Lepidosauria; Squamata; Agamidae
Source: RefSeq, a predicted model, not a curated record
AAUGGUUCCAAAGGGACAGAGGAAUUCUGCCAGAUUGACUCGUUUUGGAGGAAGAGGAAAGCCGCCUUCGGGUGAUGAACCUCCACGAGGGUCAACAUCACUGGUGGAAGUGGGGCCAGAUGAAACAGGUGGAGCACCCGCCAGAGAUGUGGGUCCUGAUCCUGCUUCAGGAUCUUUGUCUCCCCGGAAGCCCAAAAGCACCCAGGGAGGAGCGGGAGAGAGCCUUUUGGGCUCUGGUCGAAAUGGAGAGGAUGGAGGAAGGGUGCAGAUGAUGGGAAGUGGCAAAGAAAUGGGAGGCGUGUCUCCAGAAGCAGGGGGGAUCUCGGCCGGAUCCAACACCAGCCCAAGCCCAGGGGGUAAAGGUCUGCCAGGCCAUGCCGCCAAGACUUUUCCAUCAUCCCCCAGCAAAGCAGGCGGGCCCAGCCGGGCCAAGAUGUCCCUCACAGGAACCAGCAAGUCUCCGACAUCUAUCCAAAGUUUGGCAAUGCGGCUGCUGAGUAUGCCCGGAUCACGCCUUCCUGGGGAAACUGGAACGCCCGGGGCAGAAACUCCAGCCCCGGCCCCAAUCCUGGCCCCCGCACAGCCUCCGGUGCAAGCGGUGGAAGAAGCUAAGCCCAAGGUUCAUCGGGCUCGGAAGACCAUGUCGAAACCUCCCAGUGCUCAGGUCCCUGAAAAGCGAGUCUCAGAGAUGCUGCAUUUUCGAGUCCCAGAUGACCUGAGGGCCAUUGAAGAGCCAGAAGAACCUGCCAAACGCAGGAAAUACGAUUAUAUGGCCGAUGCAAUGCACAAAAGGAUGCCCCUCUCACUCCAGCGGUCAAGUCCCAGGGCAACGACAGAGAUCACAGUCACGGAAGAAAUGACUGCUCCAGCCACGGCCUCGCAGGAGGAAAGGGGUCAGGAGUGGGAGACAGAAGUGGGGGAUGACUUCAGCCUCUUUUAUGACAGUUACUCUGUGGAUGGCCAUGCUGAUUCAGACAGCAAGUCAGAUGCAGAUGUUGCUGGAGAACAUAUGAGUGAAGAAGAGGAGGAGGAAGAAGAGGAGGAGGAAGAGGAAGAAGAAGAGGAGGAAGAAGAGGAAGAAGAAGAGGAGGAGGAAGAGGAAGAUGAGGACGAGGAAUCGGGCAACCUCUCUGAUAGGAGCGCUACCUCCAGCUCGAAGCGGAAGGCCCGGAAGCGCUGGCGGAAUGACAGCCCGUGGGUCAAACCAUCCCGGAAACGGAAGCGCAAAGAGCCCCACCCUAAGGAUGCCAGAGGACUGAACGGCGUUGGAAGAGCCUAUGACCUGGAGUAUGUAGCUGAAUAUACAUAGAGCUUACCCAGUUCCCACUGUCCUUCCUUCCUUCCUUCCUCCCUCCCUCCCUCCCUCCCCUUUACAGGGGUGUCUAAUGAGACAAGUUCACUGGAGACAGAGCGCUUUGAAGAACUGCCCCUCUGCUCCUGCCGCAUGGAAGCGCCGACGAUAGAGCGCCUCAGCCAGCAGGCGGGGAAUCAGUGCAUGGCCACAGAGAGUGCUGACGGGGAGCUGAACGGCUGCAGUAGCAGCAUCCUCAAGCGGGAGACGAUGCGUCCCUCCAGCCGGGUUCCGCUCAUGGUCCUGUGUGAAGCCCACCGAGCCAGGAUGGUGAAGCAUCACUGCUGCCCCGGAUGUGGCUACUUCUGCACUGCGGGCACCUUUCUGGAGUGCCACCCUGACUUCCGUGUGGCUCACCGUUUCCACAAGGCCUGCGUUUCCCAGCUCAACGGCAUGAUCUUCUGCCCGCACUGUGGAGAAGAUGCUUCCGAGGCCCAAGAAAUCACGAUAGCCAAGGCAGACACCUCCACACCUGUCCCCAUUCCACCUUCUCACGGGCAGAGCGCCUCGGAGGGCACAGGCCGUGCGGAUACCACCCAGCCCAGUGCCCGGAUGCGUGGAGGUUCUGGAGUCGAACACCUGCCAGAUGAUUCAGCCAGCCUGGGCCCGGGGAUCGACAGCGCAGGGCCCCGACUGACCCUUCCUAACGGGGCUGUGCUGUCCGCACAGGGCCUGCCGCCAGGGGCCGGGCGGGAACAACUGGAGCGGGCCCUCGUGGUGCAGGAAUCUGAGCGGCGGAAGAAGCUGCGAUUCCACCCCCGCCAGCUGUAUCUCUCCGUUAAGCAAGGGGAGCUCCAGAAAGUGGUGCUCAUGUUGUUGGACAGCUUGGACCCAAACUUCCAGAGCGAACAGCAAAGCAAACGGUUCCCACUUCAUGCUGCAGCACAGAAGGGCUACUUGGAAAUCUGUCAUGUUUUGCUGCAGGCCGGUGCCAACAUAAACACGGUGGACAAGUUGCAUCGGACGCCUCUGAUGGAAGCUGUUGCAAACAACCACGUGGAAUUAGCACGUUACUUGAUCAAAAGGGGUGGUUGUGUUUAUACCAAAGAAGAUGAUGGCUCUACCUGCCUCCAUCAUGCUGCCAAGAAUGGAAACGUUGAAAUGGUCAGCUUGUUGCUCUCCACAGGACAGGUGGACGUUAAUGCCCAAGAUAGCGGAGGUUGGACCCCCAUUAUCUGGGCUGCCGAGCAUAAGCACAUCGAGGUGAUCCGCAUGCUGCUUACCCGUGGAGCGGACGUCACGUUGACUGACAAUGAAGAGAACAUUUGCUUGCACUGGGCCUCUUUCACAGGGAGCGCAGAGAUUGCCGAGGUCCUGCUGAAUGCCCAGUGCGACCUCCACGCGGUCAACUUCCACGGAGACACCCCUCUGCACAUCGCUGCCCGGGAGAGCUACCACGAGUGUGUCCUCCUGUUCCUCUCGCGAGGGGCGGACACGGAGGUGCGCAAUAAGGAAGGGGAUUCCCCUCUGGACCUCACCUUGGAGAACUCCGAAGUGUGGUUCGCCCUGCAGCUCAACCGCAAGAUUCGCCAAGGCAUCUUGAACCGCUCUGUUCGCACGGAACGCAUCAUUAGCAGGGACGUGGCCCGCGGCUAUGAGAACGUCCCCAUUCCCUGCGUCAACUCGGUAGAUGAUGAACCAUGCCCGGAUGAUUACAAGUACAUCUCAGAAAACUGUGAGACGUCCACCAUGAACAUUGACCGCAACAUUACCCACCUGCAGCAUUGCACGUGUCAGGACGACUGUUCCUCCAGCAAUUGCCUGUGUGGGCAGCUCAGCAUCCGCUGCUGGUAUGACAAGGAUGGCCGUUUGCUGCAGGAGUUCAACAAGAUUGAACCACCCUUGAUUUUCGAAUGUAACCAGGCGUGCACGUGCUGGAGGAACUGCAAGAAUCGGGUCGUGCAGAGUGGCAUCAAGGUCCGUUUGCAGCUCUACCGCACUGCCAAAAUGGGAUGGGGCGUCCGCGCGUUACAGACGAUUCCCCAGGGGACUUUUAUAUGCGAGUAUGUGGGGGAAUUGAUUUCGGAUGCCGAAGCAGACGUCAGAGAAGACGACUCCUACCUGUUUGAUCUCGACAAUAAGGAUGGCGAAGUCUACUGCAUCGAUGCCCGUUACUACGGCAACGUCAGCCGCUUCAUCAACCACUUGUGCGACCCCAACAUCAUCCCUGUGCGGGUGUUCAUGUUACACCAGGACCUGCGUUUCCCCCGCAUCGCCUUCUUCAGUAGCCGGGAUAUUCAGACCGGUGAAGAGCUCGGGUUUGACUAUGGCGACCGCUUCUGGGACAUCAAGAGCAAAUACUUCACCUGCCAGUGCGGUUCGGAAAAGUGCAAACAUUCGGCCGAGGCCAUCGCCCUGGAGCAGAGCCGCCUCGCCCGGCUGGAGGCUCACCAGGACGUCUUGCCGGACAGCAGUAGCCUUCCUGCCGCUCAGGCCUAAGCGGGGUUUCGCUGCCAAUCCUGGACUCAGGAACCCUUCCUUCUCCCGGCCGUCUCCCACCGACCGUCGGCAGCUCCUUUGAGGCUUAGCUUCCCUUCUCCAUGUUGAGUUCACCUGGAUGGAAACACCCUGUUGCUGAAUGCGGAAGAGAGAACGGGGGUGGGGGGGAGUGUGUGUCCUAUUCCAGGGGAUGAAAAAAAGGGGACCUCUUGAGAAGACGCUGGUUCUUCAAGACAACAGCUCCAAAACUAACUUUUACAGGCUCUUGAGAAGGAAACCAGAGAGAGAGAGAGAAAAGCCUGGCGUGUGGUCUCUCUGAAACGCAGGUGGCCCAGCAAACAGAUCAGCUAUCUCAAGCUCCCACUUGCUCCUUUAGGCAUGGGGGGGGGAGUCACGGGCAAUAGAAACUGGUGCUAACUCUUCAUAUGAGCCCCCUGGAACGUGGGUGGGCAACCCAGGAUCUGGAUGUGGCCCUCUGCCUGUUGCGGUGGCUGCCCUCCACCUUCUCAUGCUGCCAAAACUCACUCUUCAUUUCCCUUUGCUUGGAAAUGCGUCUCUCGGGCUAAGCUCCAGGUUUCGGCUCCUCUCGAGUACACCUGUUGAAACGGAGCGGACUCGUCAUGGCAGAGGUCAUGUCGUUUUCUUUCAUUCCAGUGGGAUCUGCUCUAGUUUGUAUGAGAGGUUAGAUGCUGCCCCUCCUCACAUUUCAGGCUGAAUCUUGUUUCCCGGAGGUGGGAUUCAGCUGGAAAGUGAGGCACGCUCCUCCUGGAUUCUGUCAGCGUUGCUUGCGCCUUCACUGCAGCCUCAGGAAACCUCUUGUGUUUUUUUUGCUGCCCGUCUGAGAGUGCGUGUAGGAAACGGUUAAGUUAACAUUUGCUCUGGCAGAUAACACAGACCUGAUUAUUGAGGGCUAUGAAGUUGACAAGGCUGCUGCCUCGUGUUGGUAGCCCUCUGUACGUUUACGGUCACUCUCUCUCCCUUAUUUUCUCGUCUGACUUCCUUUCAUGACUGGAAAAACAUGGAUGUCUUUGGCGCCUCCCCCACCCUUUUUACCUUGCUCUGGUCCAAGUUAACAUUCAAUUUCUGGUCAGGACAGCUUGGCCUCCAGUUUGGAGGGGCCUCUUCUCGGAGCUGCCCUGCUCCCCUGUGAAGCCCUGGAAUGGCAAUGGAAGUGUGAUUUCAGUUUUGAGGGGCCAGCCUUAUCUCUCUUUUCUUUCUCUCACUUUCUCUUUUCUAUGUGUUUUCAUCUCUCUUUUUUUUUUACUCUUUAAUUUUCUGGGGCCAUAAAGAAAACCAAUAAAUUUUGGCGAUAGGGUGA